Messenger RNA from Calliphora vicina (urban bluebottle blowfly), 1190 nucleotides. RefSeq lists its product as uncharacterized. The coding region runs from base 34 to 1185 and encodes 383 amino acids. The record is from RefSeq and is a predicted model, not a curated record. The transcript has 2 exons. Lineage: Eukaryota; Metazoa; Arthropoda; Insecta; Diptera; Calliphoridae.
AAUCGUGUUCAUUUGUAUAAACAAAAAUAUAACAUGAUGCGUAAAAAAAAUCUAAUACAAAAUAAAGAUUUAAAUAAAACAAAAGUAGAGUCACUUGAAAAUCGCAAUGCCAAAGUAACAGUGCAAUAUAUUCAAGAACAACAACAACUAAUACAGAAAUCGGACAAUAACAAUCAUCCCAUUAUGCAUGCUUGUGCACAGGACGAUCUGGAAAUUGAAAAUGUAGAAUAUUUAGAAGAAAAUCCCAACGAAGUGGAGUAUAUUGAAGAGCCAAUCGAAAAAGACGAACUUGUGGAUAAUUUCUAUCCCAAUGCGAUACACUGUCUAUUAGAUUUGUAUAAGAUCAAAUACGAAAAUCUGAAUGUGGAAGAUGGAUCAUUUAAGGUGUUCCAGAUAUGGCGUGACAUAGCUAAGGAUAUGCAAGAAAGUUUUUUUGAAUUUAACGAAUGUCAGAUACAGCACAAAUAUGCCCAGUUAAGGGAGCAAUAUUUUGAUGUACAAACUAAAGAGGAUAUUGAUAAUUUUGAUUAUUUCGAGCAGUUGCAUGACAUAUAUAAGGAUAAAAGUAAAGAGAAUAUUGUUAAAGAUUUAAAGGGGUCUAAAGAUAGUAGUGUAUAUUAUAAAGAUGAAAUCUUGUUGCAGCCGGAACAUUUGGAGAUCAAUGAAGACCACUUGCAUGAUUUUAAAAGUGAAGAAAUUGUUCAUAAAGAACAUGAAUUUAUUGAUAUGGUAGAGAAAGAGUUGCAAGCCAUGGGUGAUGGUUUACAAAUAGAAGACAACAAAGAAACUGCUACUACUAAUGAUGAGGAAAUGGCCAAAAAAGAUGUUAAAGAACCCAUGCUUUCCAAUGAACCUAUAAUUUCCAACGAUGAGCAGAUUUUAAUAGAACAACCACCAAAUAAGAAAAGACUACACUCGCUUACAGAAACUUGCGACGAAGAGCCACCACAAAGAAAGCAAAAAUUAAAUGAGUUCUUUGAAACCAAUAAAAUAAAACAAGAGCUUCCGCCACUUUCCACAACUCAAGCUAACAAUGAUUUUACUUUAUACCAUUACAAUCAACAGCAAGAAAGAAGACAUAGCGAAAAAAUGUCUUUGCUAGAGAAAAGUUUACAAAUUCAAGAACGUGCUCUCGAGCAGCAACACCAAUUGCUGCAGGAACUAAUAAAACGUUUGCCCUCAUAAGUUGA